AUGGAAAACGACAAUAUAACAGUUAAUAGUUACAGUGGAGAAAAAGAGGCGGAAAAUUCUCAACAGUUGAAAGCUUCUUGCUCGUCAGCCGAUGACGAUUCAUCAGCCGAAAUGUGUUCAAUUAUACCUGUUAUUGACAUGGAAAGAUGCAUGAUAUGUUUAAAUUAUACAAUUGAGGAUAUAACUCGUGCAGACACUUGCAGACAUUGUUUUUGCAAUGCAUGCAUAAUAGAAUGGGUUAAAUUGAAACCAGAAUGCCCAGUAUGUAAACGACCACCAAAUUAUUUGUGGCAUAAUUUUACCGCAGAUAAACUGGGAAAUUUCUCCUACCAUGUAAUCGAUAUGGAAAAAAUAAAAUUUGAAGCUGAGGAGAAACGUAUUCAUUCAUUAGCCAAUCGACCAGCUGUUGCUGAACGAGCGAUCUUAAUCUCAAAAAUUCGAGCUCUUCAGCGACUGCUUGAGUCAAUCGAUCUUCCAUGCGCGACAUCUCAUUUGUUAGUAGAACGGCGAAGAACAAUAGUCACUUCUUUGGCCAGUUAUCAAUUGCUUCUUGAUAAUUGGCAUCGACCAAGGCAAGAAUUGAUGGCAGAUCCAGUUUUCCGUAGAUUAGUUUAUGACUGCCAUCUAGUGCGUUUUGAAAUUACUAGAUCACAGCGUAUAGUAAUUUCAAAUACAUUUUUUAUUGAAAAUGAAAGCGAACAAUUCCCUCGAAUUUCGCGGUUUAUUCGACGAGAGUUACCUGUUGUUUCAUUUGAAUAUUGCUGCGAAGAUGAAGCAGUUCAAACUAUUUAUGGAUUAAUGAAAAAAUAUCACGUCCUUUCUCCAGCGUUUUCAGAUUCAUUGAAAAAGGAGGCCAUUAUUAGAAUGUGUUAUAUUGAUUGUUUCUGUGAAUUAUUAUAUAAAUUUGCCACAACGCAACAAACUGUGGAAGAAUUUGAUGCAAAUAGUGAAUAUGCAGAACGAACUGGUGCACAACCACUUUCAAGUGAUCAUGGUAUAUUUCCAUCUCUUUUGAAUACGAAUACGUUAUUCAAUUUUCCAAGCGGUCGCGUUUUAGCUCCAUACAAUCUUGGAGUUCGUAUGGCUCAGGUAAAUGAAGAUGACAUCCGUGAAAUUCGUCAAAUUUCUAUUCGUGACAGUUUUAUGCAAACACUGCAUCAACAGUCUUGGUCUUCUAAUUCUAAUUCAAGGGUAGAAAAUAAUCAUAGAAGAGAAUCUAAUUAUUCUCACAGUCCCAGUACAUCGCAUGGUAAUCUUUCUAGACGGAUGAAUCAAGAUGCUGAUGAUACGCUGCACCAAAAUUUAGAGUUGAAAGAAAAAAACUGUGAAAUUAAACAUAAUUCAUCAAGCGAUAUACUGAUUUUGGAUUCAGAAAAUGAAAAUAAUGGUGCGCGGUCAAAUGACGUGGUGAUUGUGGAUGAUCAGAUAAGUUCAGGCGAUGUUACAGAUUCAGAAAAUCUAAAUUCUUUUGAAACAAUAGAUAUUGAAGAUCAACCUAAUUCGAGUGAAUUAGCCGUGGAAGGACCUUCUCUAGGAGAGGAAUUGCUUGUUUUGAAUAUAUUGCCUCCUCGACGAAACUGCCCGACCACUGAUUAUCGUGAAACUAAUUUGUCAGUAAAUUUAGCAAAUUCUGAUGCGAUAGGAGACACUGGGCCGAUCAAUAAUCCUAUGACAGCUGGUACGGUAGUAAAUCAGCAAGUCGAAAACGUCGUUUGGGCUACUUGGAUUUGGAAGAAAAUUGCUUUUCAAGCGGUGGAAGCGGAAGUAGAAAAUUCUAUAAGAAAAGUCGAUCUGACGAAUGAUUAUGAUCUGACGAACAAUUAUGAGAAAUGGAAACUCAGCUAUUCUUUCCAUUAA
Messenger RNA from Dracunculus medinensis (Guinea worm), 1857 nucleotides. Lineage: Eukaryota; Metazoa; Nematoda; Chromadorea; Rhabditida; Dracunculidae. The record is from the annotation of a GenBank genome assembly.